Messenger RNA from Clarias gariepinus (North African catfish), 979 nucleotides. RefSeq names its product FXYD domain-containing ion transport regulator 3-like. Gene Ontology annotation, cellular component: membrane. Gene Ontology annotation, biological process: regulation of sodium ion transmembrane transporter activity. Gene Ontology annotation, molecular function: sodium channel regulator activity. Bases 185 to 457 code for a protein of 90 amino acids. The record is from RefSeq and is a predicted model, not a curated record. NCBI's taxonomy places the organism in Eukaryota, Metazoa, Chordata, Actinopteri, Siluriformes, Clariidae. The transcript has 8 exons.
UCCUACACACACUCACACACACACACACAUACAGAGAGAGACCUGUUGAGGUGUCACUGGGGUAAAAGGCUGUUGCUGUGACUUAUUCGGCUCUUUCGUUUUGUUAAAACCUGUUAAUCGAGUCUCUGUUGUAAGUCGGGAAACUGAACACAGCUGGUGCUUAUCGAGGUGAAGCGACAUCGCCAUGGCACAGAUUCUGUCAGUCAUCUUAAUGACAUUUUUCACCCUCGUCUUGGCAGAGGAUCCGCAACAAAAGGAAGAUCCAUUCACUUUUGAUUAUCACCAGCUGCGUGUUGGAGGACUGAUCAUGGCCGCGGUGUUGUGUCUGAUCGGCAUUACUAUCCUCCUUAGUGGCCACUGCAGAUGCAAAUUUAACCAGGACAAGAGGAGGAGGACAGGAAGUAACGCAGCGGCCCAACAGAUGCUCAAUGACACAGCUCGGGGCAGUGAAUGUUAAACGCUGCUGUCGGACUUCUCAGUGUCGAUCUGACUGACGGAGAACAGUGGAAACCCUGCAGUACCUUUAUUCCACCACAAUCCUGCUGGCUUCAAGCAGAAAAACAAAACAAUGGCCCCUUUGUUAUAUAAAUGCUGUUAUUUUUUAAUUAUUAUUAUGAUUAUUAUUAUUAUUAUCCUCUACCUGUUUGCUGCUUAUGUGGCUCCUCGUCUGGAAAAAAUCAUUCUUGUGUUUUUGUCAAAUGUUCAUUGCAACUAACUGAAACAGUAACCAAAAAAACUCGUCUUUGUGUGAAAAUCGCCAGAAUGUGAGUUUUUGUGUUUUUAACGUGUUUACUAAAAUAUUGUUUUUUUUGUUUGUUUGUUUUUAACGAUGAUCAGUUUUAGUCACAUGACAGUUGACGAACACAGCAAUCUAUCCACGUGUUCUUUCCUGUCAGUGCUGUUAAUGUAAUCUACAGUGUUAUGUUACGCUUUAUAGUUGAAUGUUUGACAAAUAAAACGUUUAAUUUUGACGUAAUAA